Esox lucius (northern pike) is the source of this 1534-nucleotide messenger RNA. It is a transcript of the gene ogfod2, whose product is annotated as 2-oxoglutarate and iron-dependent oxygenase domain containing 2. The coding region runs from base 133 to 1191 and encodes 352 amino acids. The record is from RefSeq and is a predicted model, not a curated record. Gene Ontology annotation, molecular function: iron ion binding; oxidoreductase activity, acting on paired donors, with incorporation or reduction of molecular oxygen; L-ascorbic acid binding. The transcript is spliced from 7 exons. NCBI's taxonomy places the organism in Eukaryota, Metazoa, Chordata, Actinopteri, Esociformes, Esocidae.
GGACACAUAUCACAGUUGGAUCACAACAAAUAGUUGGUCUGGGAGAACGAAACCGCUCUAGGGACGCAUAUAGGAAUACAGUUAUGAAUUGUACCAUAACACAUUAAUUUGUAUUAUAUUAACAGGAUAGUCAUGCCAAACGACAAGGAUUCCAGGUGUACAUUUUACACUUGUAGUUGCUUUACUACUGAAAAUAUUUUCCUUGAGGAGUUCAAACUUCAUGUCAAAUUUCAGUCCGAACACCAGUUUAGAUUAGAUUAUCAAGCGGUAUUAAAAAAACUUGGCUGCUGCACUGACAAACAGUUUAAGGACAUAUUAAAUAAGAUUGCUGAAGAAGUUGAAAGGCGUCAGAGCAUUGGUGUGAAGUCAGCAGAGAGAGUUGCUGUCAUAAAAGAGAUUUAUGAGCCCAUCCAUGACCAUGUCUACAAUCUCCAGGAGUCUUAUCUGGCCCCACAGUUUAAACAGAUGGUAGAUUAUUGUCGUGGGGAAGAGGCCAGUGAAGAGGCACUGUUGUGUUUAAUGCAGACCAAGGCAGCCCCAAGAGUUUACCGCUUUCCUGUCUUCAAUAGAACCUUCUGUAAUGAGCUCAUAGAAGAGUUGGAACACUUUGAACAGUCUGCAGCGCCCAAGGGUAGACCCAAUACCAUGAACAAAUAUGGGUUCCUCCUGAAUGAGUUGGGGUUUGACGAAGGAUUUGUGACACCUCUCCGUGAGCAGUACCUGCAGCCUCUCACCUCCCUGCUCUACCCUGACAGUGGGGGACUUUGUCUGGACAGCCACAAGGCUUUUGUGGUGAAGUACGACAUGCAUGAAGAUCUGGACCUCAGCUACCACUAUGACAACGCAGAGGUCACUCUUAACGUGUCUCUUGGGAAAGAGUUCACUGAAGGGAAUCUCUACUUCGGUGACAUGAGAGAGGUACCCCUGAGUGAGACAGUGUGUACAGAGGUGGAGCACAAAGUGACAGAGGGUCUCCUUCACAGAGGACAACAUAUGCACGGCGCUCUGCCCAUCUCCUCUGGCCAGCGCUGGAACCUCAUCGUCUGGAUGAGGUCCUCAAAGGAGAGGAAUAAACUAUGUCCCAUGUGCAACAAAAAGCCCACCCUAGUCGAUGGAGAGGGCUUUGCCGAUGGGUUCACCAAGGACUCCGGGUCGUCCCUUUUACAGAAUGUGUCAUGUGUUCUGCAUUAACCUAACGCUGCUGGUCUAUGUUUGUUUGCGUUAUUGUAAUUGUCUUGGUCUGCUUAUGGCAGAGACAGGAUUGGAGGUGCCCAAGAUGAGUUGUUAAGAGGAAACACUGACAUUAGACACUGGCUCAUUACUGCUUCCAAUAACUUCUCACUAUACACAUUAGCAUUUUUCAAAACAAAAUGAACCAACUCAACAUGUGCAUGCAGUUUUGGUCCAGAUAGAAAGUCAUUCAUGACACAAUGUUUGAAUACAUUGGGGAAACCAAAGCUUUUGUCUUAAUAGGCUCUGUGCACAAGCGUAUGGACAAACUUCCGCUUUAGCCAGAUGUCGGCAUAUCAUUUUC